AAAAAAUUAAUUAACAUUGAUCCAUUUGGCUUAUCCAUCUGUAUGAAUGAUUGAUAUUCAAAUUAUAUUUCAUACCUGACUCAGUUUCAGUUGAUACUUCUGGCUUGUCUUCCAGGUAGCAAAAAAAAAGGUGACCAAUUGACUUUCAAUUUUAUCAUUACUUAUUUUAAUUUUGCUACAGUUUUUAUCAUAUGAAAGAAAGUUAUGCAACGGUGCAACAGCCGUUAGUGGUUCAUCAGUUUGGUGAUAAAGCAAUGACAGAAGCAAGAAAUGCUAUGCCGAAAGAUGAUCCGAAUGAAAAUAUCAAUCCGGAAGGUGUUUUCAAGCCACGUUGGGGACGACAUCAUGCUGGUGCUAAGAAAUUAGCAGCUCUUUAUAGUCCAGAAAAGCGAUUACAAGAAAUCAUUUCAACCGGAUUGGGUAUUAUCGAAUUGUUUAUUGUUAUAUAUCUGUUAGUACGGCGAUUCGAACUGUCUUCUCUACCUUUCGUACUGUUCUUUGCACUUUUGGGCAUUUUAACAGCUGAUUUAUUAUCCGGUCUGGUGCAUUGGGCUGCUGAUUCCUUCGGUACUGUUGAUACAUUCAUCGGCAGGCAUUUUAUCCGACCAUUCCGUGAACAUCACGUGGAUCCGACAGCUAUAACACGUCAUGAUUUCAUCGAAUGUAAUGGCGAUAAUUUCUUAUUAAUAAUACCAAAGAUUCACAAAUGGUCACAUACAUAUUUCGGAUUACCACGGUGGGUAGAAAUGCUACAGAAUUGGCGCGUGAUAAUUUCACGUAAAGGCCAUAAACUUCAUCAUAUUUCACCACAUGCAUGUGGAUAUUGCAUAACUACCGGCUGGCUUAAUGGACCAUUGGAUGCAAUUGGUUUCUGGCGUGCUGCUGAAUUUAUUGUCACCAAAUUAACGGGAAUGAAGCCUCGCACUGAUGAUCUGAAAUGGGCAAAAGCUUCUUGA
Molecule: messenger RNA, 956 nt
Organism: Loa loa (African eye worm)
Lineage: Eukaryota; Metazoa; Nematoda; Chromadorea; Rhabditida; Onchocercidae
Product: ubiquitin-conjugating enzyme variant Kua
Exons: 4
Coding region: 192-956 (254 amino acids)
Source: RefSeq, a predicted model, not a curated record